Messenger RNA from Bombyx mandarina (wild silkworm), 399 nucleotides. RefSeq lists its product as uncharacterized. NCBI's taxonomy places the organism in Eukaryota, Metazoa, Arthropoda, Insecta, Lepidoptera, Bombycidae. The record is from RefSeq and is a predicted model, not a curated record.
AUGAUGGCAUCAAAGAUUUUGUUUAUCUGCGCUCUUGUGCUAGCUGCCAUGAUUAGCACAACCAUAGCUCAAGGUGGCUUCGGCAGUAGCAAGGGUGGAUUUGAUGGACGGGGUGGGCGUGGGCAGGGUGGUUUCGGUGGUCAAGGUGGUUUCGGCGGUCAGAGCGGGCGUGGCCAGGGUGGAUUUGGUGGACAGGGUGGGCGUGGCCAGGGUGGUUUCGGUGGUCAGGGCGGGCGUGACCAGGGUGGUUUUGGCGGUCAAGGAGGAUUCGGUGGCAACCAAGGUGGUUUUGGUGGUCAAAGAGGAUUCGGUGGCAACCAAGGUGGUUUUGGUGGUCAAAGAGGAUUCGGUAGCAACCAAGGAGGUUUUGGUAGACAAGGUGGCUUCGGUAGGAAUUAA